UCAGCUGACAGUGAGAUCAGCAUAAAGCCUCAUCACACGACCCGGGCGAGUCACUGCAGCAUAAACACCGCCAUCCGACACAGACACGACUCAAAACACGACACUGCGGGAAGAAAGAAGCCUUUACUGAAGUCAUGAUGCUCCUCACGCUGCUUUUUAUCUCCACGGCUGUGGCGAGUCCCCUGUUGGGUACAGAGCAGUGUGCCCGUGGUCCCCCCUACUGGUGCCAGAAUGUCAAGACUGCUUCCCUUUGUGGUGCCGUCCAACACUGCCAACAGAACGUGUGGAGUAAGCCUCAGAUGAAAUCUGUGCCAUGUGAUCUGUGCAAAGAGGUGUUGGUGGUGGUGGAGCAGCUUUUGAAGGACAAUGCCACAGAGAGCGAACUCCUCGGAUACAUGGAGAAGGCCUGUCAGCUGAUUCCUGAUGAGGGCAUGGCAGACCAGUGCAAGGAGAUUGUGGACAGUUAUUUCCCCAUUCUCAUGGGCAUCAUCCAAGGAGAGCUGGAUGACCCCGGUGUAGUGUGCGGUGCUCUGGGCCUGUGUGUGUCCCAGCAGGAAGCUCUGGCUAAAGCUCAGCUCAUGUCCAAUGAGAUCCCUAAAGUGGACCUGAACCAGCGUGUCAGCCCCUUCCUGCUCAACAUCCCUCAGCUGCUCUACCCCCAAGAGAAAACCACUAAGGAAACCCCCAAACAGACGGGUAAAGAUGUGUGCCAGGACUGCGUUACUUUCAUUUCUGACACUCAGGAGGAAGCCAAAGCCAAUUCCUCAUUUAUCAACACUCUGCUUGCACAGGUGGAGAGCCAGUGUGAGCUUCUGGGACCUGGCAUGUCUGAUAUGUGCAAGCAGUACAUCAGCCAGUAUGGACCACUGGUCUUUCAACAGCUUAUGUCUAUGCAACCCAAGGACAUCUGCUAUCGUGCUGGGUUCUGCGCCUCUAAGUCUGUGCGCAUGGAGAAGCUGAUGCCUGCCAAAUCAAUCCCUGCUAAAUCGAUCCCUGCUGUCAAGAUGUUCCCUGCAACCAAACUUGAAAAGCCUGCCGAAACCAAGCCUGCUAAGAAUCUGGUGAGAGUACGUGACACUCCUCAGUGUGCCAUCUGUGAGUUUGUGUUGAAGGAAAUUGAGGGCUUGAUUGAGGAUCACGCAUCUGAGGAAGAGAUUGUGCAGGCUGUUGAAAAAGUCUGCAACAUUUUGCCAUCCACACUCACAGCUCAGUGCAAGGACCUGAUUGAGACCUACGGGCAGGCUAUCAUUGAACUGCUUGUGCAGGAGGCCGAUCCCAAAACCAUCUGCUCUUUCCUCGCACUCUGCAGUGGGGUCAGCCACAUUCCUGUAAUGGACAAGCAACAGUUUGAGGCAGGUGGCUUCUGUGACGUGUGUAAGAUGGCAGUGCGUUAUGUGGACGGGAUCCUGGAGCAGAACGCCACCCAGGCGGAGAUCGAGGACGCCGUGUUGAAGGUCUGCAACUUCCUGCCUGAUGCUGUUAGAGAUGAGUGUAACCAGCUCAUUGAACAGUAUGAGCCUUUGCUGGUACAGCUGCUGCUACAGACGCUCGACCCAGACUUUAUCUGCAUGAAGCUGGGAGCAUGUCCUGAGGCAGUGCAGAAGCUGCUGGGAUUGGAGCAGUGUAGCUGGGGACCAGCAUACUGGUGUAAGAACGUGGAGACCGCUUCUCGCUGUAACGCCUUGGAUCACUGCAGGCGUCACGUAUGGAGCUAAAGAAUGAGAAGAGUUUCACAACAAUCUUAGGAAACUAAAGGAGAAUUGCUGUAGAGCUGCUUUUCUGUUUUGAAAUCAAUACUUGGGUUUUCUUUUAAAAGUGACAUUUGAAAUUGAACAGUCACUGCUAAUUUAACAGCCUUGUUUUCAGGGGAAAGAAAGCUUUUACUGAAAGGACUUGUGUUUUAAGGGGGCAGGGGUUUGGAGGGAGGUAUGAAUGGCAGGUGUAGAUAUGGAAUUUACUGGAAUUUAAGCUUUUUUUGUGCGUUAAUUUGGCCAUUUAUGUUUUUAAAGUAAUGUUCUUUUAGUUGUUUCUGCAAAGAUGCACAUAACAUGAGUUUAUAUGGAAAUGGAUUGUGCCUUUAUCAGAAGAGGGGGUUUGAGACCUCUGAGAAUGAAGAUGAAAUGCUUUAGAUGCUCUAAUAUCCCUGCCUCCCUCUUUAACUGCUAAUGCACCUGCAAGGCCAGUGAUUUAAGCCUUUUUUUAAUGGGUGGCAUUUUUUUGGUCCUAAUGGAAGUAAAUUCUCUUUAACUGUCUAUUAAUGUGCUGAAGGGAAGUGAUGUUGACUUUCUUCAUUUGAUCCCACUAACUGUUGCCCCUCACUGAUUAUUCUGUCACUGCUUCCUAAAUGUCAGAUUUUAUCCCUGUGCUUCACACUGUUCAGACUGAGCCUUUUGUUUUUUUAAAAAUUAUAAUAAAACCAACUUCAACCCCA
Molecule: messenger RNA, 2431 nt
Organism: Labeo rohita (rohu)
Lineage: Eukaryota; Metazoa; Chordata; Actinopteri; Cypriniformes; Cyprinidae
Gene: psap
Product: prosaposin
Exons: 14
Coding region: 135-1715 (526 amino acids)
Biological process (GO): sphingolipid metabolic process
Cellular component (GO): lysosome
Source: RefSeq, a predicted model, not a curated record